This is a messenger RNA of Trichoplax adhaerens, 897 nucleotides long. RefSeq lists its product as uncharacterized. NCBI's taxonomy places the organism in Eukaryota, Metazoa, Placozoa, Uniplacotomia, Trichoplacea, Trichoplacidae. The annotation marks the transcript as partial. The transcript has 3 exons. The record is from RefSeq and is a predicted model, not a curated record. Gene Ontology annotation, cellular component: nucleus. Gene Ontology annotation, molecular function: mRNA binding.
GAUAGUGUCGUUGGCACCAAGAAAGAAAAUGCUUUACGAGAACUAGUUCAACGCACUGCUUUUCCACUCAGCCAAUCCAAUGGCCAACGUCGAUUUGGUCCACCACCCGAUUGGAACGAGUUGCCACCACCUCGUGGCUGUGAAGUAUUUAUUGGCAAAAUCCCUCGUGAUUUAUUCGAAGAUGAAUUAGUGCCAGUCUUUGAAAAAAUCGGCCCAAUCUAUGAAGUUCGCCUCAUGAUGGAUUUCUCCGGCAAUAAUCGUGGCUAUGCUUUUGUCGUCUACCAAAGUAAAAGUGCAGCUCGCCAGUGUAUCAAGCAAUUGAAUAAUUAUGAAAUACGCCAAGGUAGAAUGAUUGGUGUCUGCUCGUCGGUGGAUAAUUGUCGUUUAUUUAUUGGUGGUAUACCCAAGACGAUUAAGCGAGAAGAAAUUCGCAGUGAAAUGGCCAAAAUUACCGAACAUGUCGUCGAUGUCAUUGUUUACCCAUCGGCUAGUGACAAGACCAAAAAUCGCGGCUUUGCUUUUGUAGAGUAUACUAAUCAUCGAGCGGCUGCAAUGGCUAGAAGGAAAUUGAUGAAUAACAACAACGUGGAAUUAUGGGGGCAUAAAAUUGCUGUCGAUUGGGCAGAGCCAGAAAUUGAAGUAGAUGAAGAAAUUAUGGAUCAGGUUAAAAUCGUAUACGUUCGAAAUUUAUUGUUAAGUACGACUGAAGAAUCGUUAAGAGAAAUCUUUCAAAGCAUUGCCCGUGUUGAAAGAGUCAAAAAAAUUCGAGACUAUGCCUUCAUCCAUUUUACAAGUAAAGAAGAUGCUCACAUGGCUAUCACCCUAAAAAACGGCCAAAUCAUUGACGGUAGUACUGUCGAAGUGACAUUAGCCAAGCCGGUCGAUCGUGAACAUCAU